AUGCAGCUGUCCAGCGCUCAGUCUGACCCCGUUCAAGCACCUCAGGGUGACGAUGAUCCGGGAUCGUUUGGGGUGAGAGUCCAUGUCCAGGGCAUCGCUGGCCAGCCGUAUGUGGUCCUGAACGCUCAGGGCAGGUGUGCUCCAUGUUCUCCGGAGUAUCCCCACGUCUUCCUCACCGACCCUCAGCGGCAGGAGUUUGUGUCCAGUAUGAGCGGCAGAGCUGCAAGCACUCAGUACAGAUCUCUGAGAGCCUUAAAGAUGCUGAACUACCAGAGGAGCCCUGAGAUCCUGAGAGCGUCCCGCGGCUGGAGCAGCAGCCCUUCCUCGCCCCUGAUGGUGAAGAGAGCCAGGAUCCCCGAGCCAGGAGCGGGCUGGGAGCGAGUCCAGGAGCUGGCGGUGGACAGCGUUCCCUUCCAGCCGUCUCACAUCAUCUGCAGGAGGUCUGCACCUGCCCCAGAGAUGCCCCACAGCAGGAUGAGCAGAUCCGGAGACCAGGAGAACCGGCGCUCCAGGAGUCUGGAGUCCAGAUCACAGAGGUCAGAGGUCACAGGGGUCAGAGACACAUCUGCAGGACAGCAGGAGAGGUCAGAGGUCAAAGAGGAGAACAGCAGCGGCCAGGCCACACCUGAUCUUCUGAAAGGACAGCGAGAGCUUCCGGAUCAGCUCGAUGAGGAAACCGCUAAACUGGUGAUGGUUAACUACCUGAAAGAAGGGUCCUGUGAGGGUGAAGCCAUUAUCAGGCAGAAGGUGGAGCUGAUGUUUGACAGGAUUCACAUGCUGAAGUUCAGUGCGCUGGAGGAGAUGGAGUGUGCAGCUCCUCUGGAGGAGGUGAAUGAUCUUACAGACAGAAGGGCGGCGCUAGAGAGACACGCCACUCACUUACAGCAGCAGCUGCAGGAAGCCCAGCAGAGCAACCAGAGUCUGUCUGAGCAGAAGGAGGAGAGAAACGCUGAGCUGAGGAGACUGCAGGAGGCGCUAGAGAGGAGCGAACAGGAGCAGAUCAUCAUCCGCCACAAACUCACAGACUUGGAGAAAGAGCUGCAGACCUCCCUGGACCAACUCCUGCAGGCCAGAAGAGCUCGUGAUCAGUGUCGUUCUGAUAUGAGGGAUCUGCAGCAGCAGCUGUCUGACAUCCAUGAUGAGUUAGACAGCACUAAGAGCUGCGAGGCUGGAGAGAGAGACCGGCUGCUGCAGGAUCUGUCUCAGCUGCGCGGGGAGUUCGAGGCCCUGCAGCGGGUGCAGGAGGACCAGGAGGAGGCGCUACACCGGCGGGACAAGGAGCUCAGAGCCCUGCAGGGGGCGCUAGAGGAGGAGGUCUCCGCUCACGCCAGAGAUGUGGAGGUGCUUCAGCACGAGCACCAGCAGGAGAUCCACAGACUCCUGGAGGCCACACAGCAGGCCAAAGAGAGUGUGGCUCUGCUGGGUCAGAAGGUUCUGGAGGUGGCUGCAGAGAAAGGAGCCGGUCAGAUGCUGAUCUCAGAGCUGAAGCAGACUAAAGCAGAGCUCCAGCAGAAGAUCUGCACUCUGGAGCAGCAGAUGUCCUCCCUCCAGCGCCUCAUCCAGCAGAAACAGGAGCAGGAGAUGCUCCUCACAGCACGUGUGGAGCAGCAGACGAUGGAGAAACAGAAUCUGGAGGAGGAGCUGAAGGAGGUCAGACAGCAGGAGGAGGACAUGUGUGGAGCCAACCGAGCCCUGAUGAGACACCUGGAGGACACGCAGAGUGAGCUGAGCAGACUGACUCGAGCUCAUCGUGAGCUGAAGGAGAGGUUUGAGGAGGAGCACCGUCAGAUGGAGGAGCUGCAGCAGAGACGCAGUGAGUUAGAGGAGCAGAGGAGGAGCCAGGACCGAGUGUUAGAGCGACUGCAAGAGGAGAUGAGCGCGGCGGUGACGGGGUCGGAGCAGGAGACGCUGAGGCUGCAGGAGGAGGUGGACGCGCUCAGAGAUCAGAGCCAGAGAGAACUGGACACGCUACACACACAGCUACAUGACACACACACACAACUACAGACACACACACAUGCCACACAGGAGUAUCAGAGAGAGCGGUGUAUGUUGGAGGAGAAACUCUCUCGCUGUGAGUUUGAUCUGAACGAGGCGGAACUGAAAACUCAGCAGCUGCAGAGGAGAAUAAAAGAGCUGGAGGAGAAACAACAAACACACGAUGACAGACACAGCAAACUCAUGGAGGUGCGAGUGUGUGAGCUGGAGCGGAGUGUGUUAGAAGAGCGCAGCAGCUCAGACGCGCUCAUGAAAAGACUGGAACGAGGACGAGAGCAGAUGGAGCAGGUGAGAGCUGAAGUGCUGCAGGAACGAGCCACUCGACACGAGCUGGAAUGUGACAAGAUCCGUCUGGAGCGACAGAAUAAGGAUCUGCGGGGUCGUGUGGCGCAGCUGGAGGGAUCUCAGCGCAUCGGUCAGGAUGCUGUGGUCUCCAAACUGCAGCUGCACCUGCAGGAGCUGGAGGAGAGGCUGCUGGGAGAGGAGAGAGAGAAGAGCGAGCUGCAGCAGAUGAGCCGUAGACUGGAGCGCCGCAUGAAGGAGCUGACGCUGCACCUGGAGGAGGAGAAGCUCUCGCUGCAGGACCAGAGAGAUCAGCUGGCUCUGCGUCUGAAAACCCUGAAGCGUCAGCUGGAUGAAGCCGAGGAGGAGAUCGAGAGACUGGAGAACAGCAGGAAGAAGCUGCAGAGAGACGUGGAGGAGCAGCAGGAGCUCAACGAUCAGCUGAAGAUGGAGAUCUGUGGCCUCCGCAACCACAUCAGGCGCAACACGAAACCCAAUAAAGCACAGACUCCAGCUGAUGAAGAUGAUGAGGAUGAUGAUGAAGAUGAGACUGACGUGACACUAGAUGCAAAAUAACUGCUGAACAUGUAACUCAAGUAAUUAAUCAUCUUUAUUUACUAAUGUUACUACGGUAAAACGAGCUGUCACUCAAAACGAGGUUGAUUACAUGAGCAGUGAUGGAUUAUGAAGCUGCUGAUCACAUGACUGAACGGUCGCUCUGAUAUAAACACCUGUAACAUGAAUUCUGUCACAUUCAACUCAGAUUAUUCCUUAUCAAGUCAUUCAUGUCUAUUUGAUCAGAAGUUACUGUGAAAAAUACAUUUUGUGUUUGUAUGUUUUAAUGAAGCUGACGUAAUGUUUCAGCUGCGGUUUGAG
This is a messenger RNA of Carassius carassius (crucian carp), 3156 nucleotides long. RefSeq names its product cingulin-like protein 1. Lineage: Eukaryota; Metazoa; Chordata; Actinopteri; Cypriniformes; Cyprinidae. Gene Ontology annotation, cellular component: myosin complex. The transcript has 18 exons. The coding region runs from base 1 to 2856 and encodes 951 amino acids. The record is from RefSeq and is a predicted model, not a curated record.